AUGCCCUCUCGGACGCAAACCGAUGUCCUUCUCCCAAUGGACCGCGGUCCCUUUGGCACUCAGCCUGCGGUGGCUACAAUUUCCCAGAAUAGAGGCUACAGAGCCUUUGCCCAGCACGACCAGGAUUCCGACCGACGCCCAUCCACCGCCCCGGGAAACCGGAAUGGCCUCCCCCGACCAGCUCAUCCUCCUAGUCGCGCCGAGUCGAUAAUGUCCGUCCAGUCGAGCCCCAAGACCCAGACGGCGAAACCACACCUCUUGAGAUCGAAGAGCGAACAUGUCCUUCGAAAUGACGACCCAGACCUAGACGAUACCGACGAGGAGGUCUACAACUGGGGCGCGAGGCAUGGAUUCGAGGACCAUUACCAGUCCGAAGACAUCAUCUCACAACUAGCGAGCAAUUGGUACAUGUAUUUCACCGAUAAACGUCACGAGACCACCGGCAAACCAAAGUCGCCGCCCUACGAGCUACAAGACUGGAGGAUGCGGGACAGGCUAAAAACGGUUUCGGCAGCACUGGCCGUCUGUCUCAACAUUGGAGUUGAGCCUCCUGACCAGUUAAAAACCAAUCCAGGCGCCAAGCUGGAGGCAUGGACCGAUCCCACUAUUCCCCCGGGUCAGAAAGCCCUCGAGAAUAUCGGAAAAUCCCUGCAAGCUCAGUACGAAACCCUCGCCAUAAGGACUCGUUAUAAGCAGUACCUUGACCCUUCGGUGGAGGAGACGAAGAAGUUUUGCAUUUCCUUGAGGAAAAACGCCAAAGAUGAGCGUGUUCUCUUCCAUUACAACGGACACGGCGUCCCCAAACCCACGGCGUCGGGCGAGAUAUGGGUCUUCAACAAGACUUAUACUCAGUAUAUCCCAGUUUCCCUCUACGAUCUUCAGCAUUGGCUCCAGGCCCCUACCAUGUUUAUCUGGGACUGCUCAGAGGCGGGAAACAUUUUGAAGAACUACCAUCGCUUCGUGGAGAAGCACGAGCAAGAGGAGGACGAGGCGGCAGCUCGCGAUCCUAAUCACUACCGUAUCAGUUACCGACCCUACAUCCACCUAGCCGCAUGCGCGGUCAAAGAGAACCUCCCCACGAACCCGCGCCUUCCGGCAGACCUAUUCACUGCCUGCUUGACCACUCCUAUAGAAAUGGCCCUCUGGUUCUUCGUUCUCCAGAACCCUCUGAAGACAUCCAUCACACCUGAAAGAGCCAAGAAACUUCCCGGGCGCUUACAAGAGCGAAGGACACCGCUCGGGGAGCUGAACUGGAUUUUCACGGCUAUUACCGAUACAAUUGCUUGGACGACACUUCCUCGUCCCCUCUUCCGCAAGUUCUUCCGGCAGGACUUGAUGGUAGCCGCUCUCUUCCGAAACUUUCUCCUCGCCCAACGCAUCAUGUCGGUGUACGGAUGCCACCCCCAAUCAUAUCCCGAGCUACCAGACACGCGGCAGCAUCCGCUUUGGCAGAGCUGGGAUUUGGCUGUCGAUAUGGCCCUCGCCCAGCUACCCAUGCUCGAGAAGAAGGAAGCCGAGGGUAUAGAAUACGAGUACCAAAACUCGACAUUCUUUACGGAGCAGCUGACUGCUUUCGACGUCUACCUUACGCGGGGCGACGCCAUGGCCCAGCGCCCGCCGGAGCAGCUGCCCGUUGUUCUCCAGGUGCUUCUCAGUCAGCAUCAUCGAGUCCGAGCGUUGAUUCUACUCGGUCGAUUCCUAGAUCUUGGUCCUUGGGCCGUCGAGCUAGCCUUGAGCAUAGGCAUAUUCCCCUACGUUCUCAAGCUUCUCCAGUCGACCGCCACUGAGCUUAAGCCGAUCAUGGUGUUCAUCUGGACCAGAAUUCUAGCUGUCGACAUCACCUGCCAGCAGGAUCUCAUCAAGGACAGCGGAUAUAACUACUUCGCGCAGAUCCUUAGGCCAUCCGAGCUCCUUCCCGUAGUCGACGGCGACGAGCACAAGGCCAUGUGUGCCUUUAUCCUUACCAUGGUCUGCAGGUCUCAUGUUGCUGGCCAGCGUAAUUGCAAUGAUGCAAACAUCAUGUCGCAUUGCCUAGUCCAUUUGCAGAACGAUGCUAAUUUCCUCCUCCGGCAAUGGGCUUGUCUUUGUAUCAGUCAGCUGUGGCAAGAUUUCCCCGAGGCAAAGUGGAAGGGCAUUCGCGAAAAUGCUCACGGGAAGCUGUCCCUCCUGACCAAGGACCCUUGUUGCGAAGUCCGCGCAGCGAUGCUGCAUGCCAUGACGACGUUCCUCGGCAUUCCCGACAUAACAGAUGAAGUCGCAAAGACGGAAGAAUCUCUCGCCUGGACGAUACUCGACAUGGCUAAUGAUGGAAGCCCAAUGGUGCGCAAGGAGCUUGUCGUCUUCCUGUCCCAUUUCGUCCUCCGUUAUGAGAACAAGUUUAUCGUCGCAGCCUUCGAGCACCUCUUGGAAGAGAAAGAGUAUCUCCAGUAUCCGCCGCGUGAGGAUGGCUCCGAGCAGAAGCUUGGCCUUCACUAUGCCCGUCCCGACAACCGCGAAGUCGACGGAACCAUCAAACCCACGGUGCACGGCCUUGCGCACAAUACAAUCUUUGCCGCCUGCUGGAAGCAUGUCUUGGUCAUGAGUGUCGAUCCCAAUCCGGAGGUCCAACAAGCCGCUACCAUCAUCGUGGACUACGUGCACAACGCCCUUUUAGCAUCCACGGUCGGUGCCCAGGCGCGAAGUCUUAUGGACGAAAUCAAGCGGAAGACUAUGCGAGCGGCAGCCAAGGCUCAUUCCAAGAGCCACCAACGUUCGAGCCUGAUGGGCACCUCUGGCGGCAUAGGCACAUCUCCGCUACCGUCCCCGGGUCUCCUCCGCAGGACGGCGAGUUUUCUGCUCCCGUUUCCCCUGUUUGGAGGCGAGGACAAGUCAAGCCAGUCCACUCCAGCGCCAUCACCGACAGUGCCGAAGGCUCCAUCAAUUAAGCUGGGGAUCGCGCCCGGGAACAUAACGGCGCCGCCGGAGCAGAGCGACGAGGCGAGCGUGUCGGCCAACUACCACGCUGCCAAGGAGCCCGUCUCCGGCGGGUUCGAGGAGCGGGAUCUUUCCGCUCUACCCACCCUCCCACUCAAGAGCACUUUCCUAGACUGGUCGAUCGAGUAUUUCCGAGAACCGCAGAUGAAGCCGACAGAGUCCGAUGAACCUGGCAGUACCGAGUACAACGAACGACUCUGGCGGCGAUCGCGGAACGAGACGAUUCUCCGAGAGACGCAACCCCAAAAACAGUAUGCGGGCAGUCACAAGUGGAAUAAUUCUCUCGUCAUGCUCAACAACGGCGUUCAGCCGGCCAAGAUGACGUUCCACCAAUACGAAGACCAUCUCGCCGUUGCCGACGACGGCAACACCGUCGCCAUCUGGGACUGGAAGAAGCAAGGCCGAUUGGCGAGGUUUUCCAACGGCAAUCCCGAGGGAUCCAGGAUCAGCGACAUGAAGUUCAUUAACGAGGACGAUCAAGGAUUCCUGAUGACUGGUUCUUCGGAUGGCGUAAUUCGCGUAUACAGGAAUUACGACAACGAAAAGCAGAUAGAGCUGGCUUCGGCCUGGAGGGCACUCACCCACAUGGUGCCGAGCACGGUGAACUCUGGGAUGGUGUUCGACUGGCAGCAAGUCUCCGGGCGAGUGCUGGUGGCGGGAGACGUCCGGGUCAUUCGGGUGUGGUACGCCGCCCACGAGACUUGCGUCAAGGAUAUUCCCGCGCGGUCCGGGUCCUGCGUAACAGCGCUCACCUCGGAUCAAAUGACGGGCAACUUCUUCGUCGCCGGAUUCGGCGACGGUGCCGUCCGGGUGUUUGAUCUGCGGAACCGUCCGCAAGAGUCAAUGGUGAGGAAGUGGAAGGAUGACAAGGAUAGGCAGUGGAUCAAGGCUGUCCACAUGCAGAGGGGUGGUCAGCGAGAACUCCUCAGUGCAAGUCGAAAUGGCAAGGUCAAACUCUGGGACAUUCGGAUGGAUAAGCCUCUCCAUGUUUACCAGGUUACAAAGGAUACUCUGAUGACAGCUAGUGUUCAUGAACACUUGCCAGUCUUUGCUGUUGGAACAUCUGCAUACACCGCCAAGGUGUUCAACUUUGAUGGCCAGGAACUAUCACGAAUCGAGCCGUACUCAAGCUUCCUGCAACAGAAUCGCGGAGGCCCGAUUACAGCUACCGCAUUCCAUCCCCACAGGGCCAUACUCGGGUGUGCAGGCCGAGGAGACAGCCAUAUCAACCUCUUCAGUUGUGAGAAGCGAGAUUCUACUACCUCGCAUGCUGAGAAGGGGUUGCGCUAUUAA
Molecule: messenger RNA, 4266 nt
Organism: Scedosporium apiospermum
Lineage: Eukaryota; Fungi; Ascomycota; Sordariomycetes; Microascales; Microascaceae
Product: WD repeat-containing protein mip1
Exons: 3
Coding region: 1-4266 (1421 amino acids)
Biological process (GO): TOR signaling; positive regulation of protein serine/threonine kinase activity; positive regulation of cell growth
Cellular component (GO): TORC1 complex; cytoplasm
Molecular function (GO): protein binding; protein-macromolecule adaptor activity
Source: RefSeq, a predicted model, not a curated record